UAGUCUAAUGAGAUGUUUGCAGCCGGGGAGCAGGGCUGCUGGAGACUAACUGUGAGCUACUAACACACGGGUGGAAGAUUAGCUUUUGCAGUACUCGGUGUGCAGGUACUGAAAGUCUUCUGUCUUCUGAGUCAACAUUCCCGGCCUGGGAAAGAACCUGAUCAGGGCUCUGGUGAACAAGCCGUAGAUGUGGAAUCAAUCAUCUCUUUGGAGUCCUGAUGCCGUUUGGGGUGGAGAACAGUAUCAGAGGGCAAAAUGUGAGCACCAGGCAGGCCACCUCUUCUGCCGGUGAACGAUUUGUCACUUCCUUCUGUAAGACUGGCACCAGCAGAAAUGCAGUCUCAGAGGAUCCCUGGGAGAAAGCGAGGCCGACCCCCACUUCACUCAACACCUGUGAAGAUGGCAGUUCAUAACCUUUAUUCUGCUUCAGCUGGUUCUUUACCAGAGGUGAAGAUCCCAAAGAAAAGAGGGCGGAAACCCGGGUACAAGCUCAAGUCUCGGGUACUCAUGACCCCUUUGGCCCUCUCACCUCCUCGGAGUACGCCGGAGCCCGACCUCAGCUCCAUCCCUCAGGACGCAGCCACCAUCCCCAGCCUGGCAGUCCCACAGGCUCUCACAGUCUGCCUCUACAUCAACAAGCAAGCCAACGCAGGGCCCUACUUGGAGAGGAGGAAGGUGCAGCAGCUGCCCGAGCACUUCGGGCCCGAGAGGCCGUCGGCGGUCCUGCAGCAGGCGGUGCAGGCGUGCAUCGACUGUGCCCACCAGCAGAAGCUGGUCUUCUCCCUGGUCAAGCAGGGCUACGGUGGCGAGAUGGUCUCUGUGUCGGCAUCCUUUGAUGGGAGACAGCACCUGCGGAGUCUGCCGGUGGUGAACAGCAUCGGGUACGUCCUCCGCUUCCUCACCAAGCUGUGCCGAAGCCUCCUGUGUGAUGACCUCUUCAGCCACCAGCCCUUCCCCAGGGGCUCCAGUGCCUCGGAGGAAGCCCAGGAGAACCAGGAAGGCAGGAUGGAGUCAGCAAAAACAGUCACCACUGAAGAGUGCCUGGUGAAAACGGCAGGCAUGAACCGCUACAGCGUGGACCCCUCAGCCUCCGCCUCCGCCUUUAGCCACAGGGGCUCCUUGCCCACCUCCUCCUCGCUAUACUUCAAGAGGCAGAGUUCCGGAGAUAGCCAUCUUGUGGGAGGCCCAGCCACCACCACUAGUGGUCCUCGCACCAGCCCCAUGUCCUCUGGAGGCCCCUCGACACCUGGGCUGAGGCCCCCAGGCUCCAGCCCCAAGAGAAAUGGGACCUCUCUGGAAGGAAACAGAUGUGCCUCAAGCCCUUCUCCAGACGGGCAGGACGCCAGGCGGCCACGGAGCAGGAACCCGUCCACCUGGACCGUGGAGGAUGUGGUCUGGUUUGUGAAAGACGCUGACCCGCAGGCCCUGGGGCCUCACGUGGAGCUCUUCAGAAAGCACGAGAUUGAUGGCAAUGCCCUCUUGCUGCUGAAGAGUGACAUGGUUAUGAAAUACUUGGGCCUGAAGCUGGGACCUGCGCUGAAGCUCUGCUACCACAUCGACAGACUGAAGCAGGCCAAGUUCUGAAGGGUUUUAAAAGACAGAAUCCAAAUCCAGACAGCGCAUCUCAAGAUCAUCUUCUGCCUUACCAACAUCUGGCCUCCAUCACAAAAUUGAUUCUCUUCUUAAAGACAACAGCCCCAGAGAUGUAGUCUUUGUACAAAACUCAUGCAUCUCCGCCUUUUCAAAUAUUCAGCCUGGUCCUUUUGAAAGGCUCCUUGGUGUUAAUGGUUUGCCAAAAAAAUGACAAAAAUGCCUAUUAUUUGUAACAUUCCUGAUAGGUUGGUUGCCGUUAGAGUGGGUCCUGUUUUUACAAAGGAAGAUGGGGAACCGAAUGCUCCACCCAAGGAGAAGAACCCUGGGGGGUUCCAUGGAUGAGAGCAGAACCCGUGUCUCUGCAGGCCUUGCGGGGACGCCCACCACAGCGCCCCCUGUCUUUGACUCGGACCCGCAGACCUCUCAUUGUGAUCCUUGCCUGAUUCAGCUCUUAAAGCUGUCUUCUAAGGAUAAAUGCCUCACCUUGCACUAUCUGGAAAACUUGAAUUCUUUUGCUCUCUGAAAGAGAAGGAAAAAAAAAAUCUUUUCUAUUCCUGGUUAUCUGAAAUACUGUGUUAUCCCACUAGAGGGCAGACUGCUAAUGAAAUUCCAGGACUCUCACUGCUGUAGCCUGAGGAUUCCGGACUCAAUAGAUGGGUUAGGGUGUCCGUGAAUAAGAUCUAGCCCACACACACGUAGGGAAUUUAUUUCAAGGUCAGCACCACAGAUUGUAACUGGGGAAGACCCAAUUACCUCCCAAAGGUAAUUGGAAAGAAAUUGUCUCCUACAAGGUUCUAGUUCAUAUCCAAUCAUUACUACUGACUGAGAUGUACAAGCAGCAAAGGCAAGAAUUUGGAAGUACAUUCUCCCCAGAUGGGGCUUUGGAGUUUCUUCCUUUCCAGAAUCCUCACUGAGGUGUCAGUGUGUUGGCACGCGGAAGAGUCUUAGUGACAUUUAGCCAUGGGUGUUUCUUUAAAAAAGAAGAAAAAUGUCUCAACUAA
Molecule: messenger RNA, 2594 nt
Organism: Phyllostomus hastatus (greater spear-nosed bat)
Lineage: Eukaryota; Metazoa; Chordata; Mammalia; Chiroptera; Phyllostomidae
Gene: SCML4
Product: Scm polycomb group protein like 4
Exons: 9
Coding region: 334-1584 (416 amino acids)
Molecular function (GO): protein binding
Source: RefSeq, a predicted model, not a curated record